Macrosteles quadrilineatus (aster leafhopper) is the source of this 3118-nucleotide messenger RNA. It is a transcript of the gene Mcm3, whose product is annotated as zygotic DNA replication licensing factor mcm3. Gene Ontology annotation, molecular function: ATP binding; ATP hydrolysis activity; single-stranded DNA binding. Gene Ontology annotation, cellular component: MCM complex; nucleus. Bases 132 to 2627 code for a protein of 831 amino acids. The transcript is spliced from 16 exons. Lineage: Eukaryota; Metazoa; Arthropoda; Insecta; Hemiptera; Cicadellidae. Gene Ontology annotation, biological process: double-strand break repair via break-induced replication; DNA replication; DNA strand elongation involved in DNA replication. The record is from RefSeq and is a predicted model, not a curated record.
ACCUGCUAAAUUUUGGAACCUUGAUUGUCAGUGUCUUCGUUUCGUUUCAAUUUGUUCUUAUUUAAUAUUUAGUUCAUUUCAUAUAAUUAAUUUGCACCAGUGUUUGAUACGUUAUCAGAAUCUUGUAUACGAUGGAGCAUGAACUGGAUCAGAGGCUACGUGACAUUCAACGAGAGUAUUUAGAAUUUUUGGACGAUGAGGAGGAUCAAGGUCUUUACAACAAAAGAGUCAAAAAUAUGAUUGAGGAUAACAGAAGACGACUUCUUGUCAACAUCAACGAUCUACGGAGGAAGAAUCAGUCUAGAGCUCUUGGGCUGCUAUCCCAUGCAUUUGAAGAACAAGUGGCAUUUCAAAGGGCCUUGAAGGACUAUGUCGCCACUAUCGACCCUUCUUAUGCCAUGGAGCAUGAGGAAUUCCAUGUGGCGUUUGAAGGAAGCUUUGGCAACAAACAUGUGACCCCGCGAACUCUAACUGCUCGUUUUCUGGGAAACCUCGUUUGCUGCGAGGGUAUUGUUACCAAAUGUUCACUGGUUCGGCCCAAAGUUGUCAAAAGUGUUCAUUACUGUCCAGCUACUAAGAAGAGUAUUGAAAGAAGAUACACUGACCUUACGUCAUUGGAAGCUUUUCCCAGCUCAGCAUCAUAUCCCACUAUGGAUGAGGAUGGGAACUUGUUGGAAACUGAAUACGGCCUGUCCAAGUACAAGGACCACCAGACUUUGACCAUUCAAGAAAUGCCAGAAAAGGCUCCUGCAGGUCAACUGCCUCGAUCCGUGGACAUUGUGUGUGAAUAUGACCUGGUGGACUUGUGCAAGCCUGGAGACCGAGUACAGAUUGUUGGCAAUUACAGAUGUCUGCCGAACAAGCAGGGGAGUUUCACCUCCGGAACUUUCAGGACUGUAUUGAUUGCUUCGCACAUCACACAACUCAGCAAAGAGGCCACGUUGAUGAUUUCACGUGAAGAUGUCAAACAUUGCCGUCAGCUUGUCAAGAAAAGAAACAUUUUUGAGCUUCUGGGAAAAUCCCUGGCUCCUAGUAUCCAUGGCCAUCACUAUAUCAAGAAAGCCAUCCUAUGCAUGCUUUUGGGCGGAGUUGAAAAAGUUUUACCCAAUGGAACCAGGUUGAGAGGUGACAUAAACAUUCUGCUGAUUGGAGACCCCAGUGUUGCCAAGUCUCAGCUGCUGAGGUACGUCCUGGCCACAGCUCCGCGAGCCAUCCCCACCACUGGCCGAGGGAGUUCAGGCGUGGGUCUGACUGCCGCAGUUACUACGGACCAGGAGACUGGCGAGCGCAGAUUGGAAGCAGGUGCCAUGGUGUUGGCCGACCGAGGUGUUGUGUGUAUUGAUGAGUUUGACAAGAUGUCUGACAUGGACCGCACAGCCAUACACGAGGUGAUGGAGCAGGGGAGAGUGACCAUAGCUAAGGCUGGGAUACACGCUCGACUCAACGCUCGCUGUUCAGUACUGGCUGCGGCCAACCCUGUCUAUGGAAAGUACAACCAGUACAAGACACCGAUGGAAAAUAUUGGGCUGCAGGAUUCACUGUUGUCCCGUUUUGAUUUGUUGUUCGUCAUGUUGGACGUUGUGGACCAGGAUCAAGACCGGAUGAUCUCUGAUCACGUUGUCCGCAUGCACAGAUACAGGAAUCCCGGAGAGCAGGACGGUGAAGUGCUACCGAUGGGCUCGGCUGUGGAUUUGCUGACUACAGGCACUGACGUUGGGUCGGACGAAAUUGACACUCCGAUAUGGGAGAAAUACGACCCAUUGCUGCAUGGAAGCACUCGAUCCAAAACUGACCAGAUACUCAGCAUGAAGUUUAUGAGGAAGUACAUCCACAUAGCCAAAGUGUUGAAACCUGUGUUGACCGAGGAGGCUUCCGAUGCCAUUUCCGAGGAAUACUCCAGACUGAGAUCCCAAGACUUCAUGGAGUCAGAUGUUGCAAGGACUCAACCAGUGACAGUACGUACACUGGAGACUCUGAUUCGUCUAUCCACAGCUCACGCCAAGGCCAGGCUCUCUCGUCAUGUAGAACUAGAAGAUGCUCAGGCUGCCAUUGAGCUGGUCCAGUUUGCCUACUUCAAAAAGGUGUUGGAAAAGGAGAAGAAAAGAAGAAGGCGAGCAGGAGCUGCUGACUCAGAAGAAGAAGAUAGUGAAGAAGACGAUGAAACUUCUUCCCAGCGAUCCAAGAGGUCCCGUCGUGAGAAAGGAGGGGUGACCCAGCCAACCAUCCAGACUGGAGAGGAAGGAACACCAGACCCGUACACAUAUGACGAGACGGGUUCAGAGCCCAGCCCCACCAAGCGCCGCCGCACGCCUCGUAAGAAGCCGGCGGAGUCUAGUCAACCUACGGAGCAAGAACUACUAGACAGGGACGCCGGGCCUUCUGCAACCCCCGCCUUAGCUGCCCCUACUGAGAUCUCCACUGAGCGGUUCCAAGCGUUCAAGUCGAGUGUGGUAGAGGUAUUUAGGACGGAGAGAGCUCAGUCCUUGUCCCUCACUCGAGUGGUCGAGUUCGCCAAUGGUCUGAGCGCAGAUGCGCCGUACGGAGAGGGGGAAGUUGCUGCUGCGAUCGAACGCCUGACUGAGGCAAACCAAGUGAUGCUGGCUGAUGGAAUUGUCUUUUUAAUAUAAAUAGAGUGAACCAUCCAGAAAAUGGGCUAAAUUGGCUGAAUUUCUACAAAUAUUUUCUUGUAAAUACUUUAUGUACAUAUUUUUGGAACUCUAAUUGUAGAAAUUGACCUUAUCUCCCAUAAGUGUAACAGUUCAUCUUGAUUGAUUUUAAAUAUUGACAUUCGACCAAUCUUCUCAAAAUAACCUUAAACAUUCCAUUUUCAAUUUUCUAGAUUUGUUUUAUCGAUGACUAUUUUUUAGUAGUAGUGUUUCUUUCCUCUUCCGUGUAAGUAAAGCAAAAAUAAUAAACCUUUGGUACAAUUUUUAAUUCAGAUUUAUCAGUAUGAGCUUAGUGCUGGCUACUUUUUCAACUUGAACAAAUUUGGAUAAUUUUUUGUUAUAGUUAAAAUUCCUUGGAUGUUGUCGUUUAAGCAUUAAGUUUGAGUGAGUUGAAACACUCCAUAUUAUCAUUGUACUUUAUUCUUAAGCUGAAAAGCUCAAUAAAUUUCUAA